Molecule: messenger RNA, 1143 nt
Organism: Anolis sagrei ordinatus
Lineage: Eukaryota; Metazoa; Chordata; Lepidosauria; Squamata; Anolidae
Source: RefSeq, a predicted model, not a curated record
AUGACGAACCGCCGGCGGCCCGGAGAGAAGAGCCGAGGGAUUUACAGGGCGGCGGUUGCCAUGAUGGUCCCAAGCACCUGGCCUCGACUAAAUGCUUCAGUGUCAGAAAAAAAUGCCUCUAGCCAUUUGGAUCUCUUCUGUGACAUGAGUCUGGUCAAGUUACUAGCGAAAACUUUCUUGCCAACCUUUUUUUGGUGCGUGUUCUUUGUGGGAACUAUAGGUAAUGCCUUUGUUGUCCUGGUCUACUGGAGAUACAAGGGCAAGAAGAACCUAACUGACAGAUAUCUGAUCCAUUUAGCAAUUGCUGAUCUUCUCUUUCUCUUCACUCUUCCUUUUUGGGCAAUCGCAGCUCAGGAUGGAUGGUAUUUUAGCACUUUCAUGUGCAAAACUGUAAAUAGCAUGUAUAAGAUCAACUUGUACAGCUGCAUGUUAUUCCUAAUGCUCAUCAGUUUUGACAGAUACACUGUUGUCGUUCGAUCAACGAGGGCUAGGCAUUCAAGACAAAAAAGGCUUACGCACCACAAACUGAUUUGCUUUGGAGUGUGGUUGGUGGCAGUUGCUCUGUGCAUCCCAGAAAUAAUCUAUAGUCAAACCGAGCAGUCUAGUAAUAUCACUGUUUGCAAAAUGAUUUAUCCCCCUACUGUUAACAGAAGCAUCAAAGUCACUGGUCUCUCAUUGAAAAUUGCGAUAGGAUUUCUCCUUCCACUUGUUGUGAUAGUUGUCUGCUAUACCUGUAUAAUCCACACACUUCUUAGAACAAAAAGGACCCCCAAGCAUAAACCGUUCAAGAUUAUUACUAUUAUUAUCUUAGUUUUCCUUCUCUCUCAGGUCCCUUACAAUAGCAUUCUGAUGGUGAAAACCAUGGUUCUUUAUGCUCCAGUCAUAAAAGACUGCAAAACGUUGGAUCGCAUUGCUAUCGGAUUCCAGCUAACACAGUCCAUAGCUUUUCUUCACAGCUGCCUGAACCCCUUCCUCUACGUUUUUGCCGGGCAGAGAUUCCGCAAAACCCUUUUCGAAACCAUGAAAUGCAUGAAGACAUUUGAACAACGCACAGAUAGCCAAGGACAUGACUCUCAAUGGUCUAGCAGUGCAUUGUUUGGGGAAACAAAAAUUAAAAACUCUUUCAUGACAACCCCAUAUUAA